This is a messenger RNA of Amoebophrya sp. A25, 3582 nucleotides long. NCBI's taxonomy places the organism in Eukaryota, Dinophyceae, Syndiniales, Amoebophryaceae. The record is from the annotation of a GenBank genome assembly.
GAAAGUUGAAGAUGCCGUAACUCGACCACUGAGUAGUUGAUAUCACUGUUGAGAAGUGUGCUGAGUCAGACUGGAACCCUUCUUGUUCUCGCUUCGAAAACGAGGAGAAACAGACUGAUAGGAAAAUCGCUGGAAGAGGCAAAACUACAUUGGACUGCCAACGCGACGAAUCUCAUAAAUACAUAUAUUUGUAUCUCUUGCCCUUAAGAAGCAGUACUCGUAUUGCUAGCAGCUACAACAAGAUCUUGGCUUUCACCGCUUUUCAGACCGUAGCGAGCAACAACAUAAGCGUGGAAAAGCAAUUCGUGGUAUACCGGACGACUGUGUUACUAGAUCACAAGACCACCACAACUACUCGACAAGAACAACUGCCAGGAACAGAUCUCCACUUCAACUCCGACCAGAGAUCCGCGACAGCACAGAAGCAACAGGAUGCCGGUUCCUGGUGCUUACAGAAUUCCUCCACGACAGGUAGGGGGCAGUAAUACUGUCGACCCUUUCUCGUUGUGUCCUCGUAACAACGAUGCUGCUCAAUACAACGUUGGUUUUACUAAGAAACGUGAUCUAGCUGAACCGCAACGCAUGACCCAGAAACAAUAUCGCGUCUACCCUCUCCAGGAACAACAGCCAGCAGAGACGCCACCGAACGCGAAUUUUGAAGAUGAAGAGAGAGAGAGUCCACAGGACACCAGUCCGUCUAACUAUAUGGACACCAUGUUUUCGCCUCCACCUGGGUCCGCUGCCUCUGGUAAUACUGGAACCGGACGUGGGUCGGGUCGUAUCGGUCGUGGCAAUAACUACAGCACCUCACCGCCAGCACGACCUUCCAACAAUGUUUCCUCAUCUGCGUCUAUGCAGCGUCGUAUCGAGAUUUUACGACCGGCGAACAGAGCAAAGGUUUCACCUCUACUGAACAACAAGAAAGUUUCUACUCCUUCUAGCACGACUAAGACUACCUCUCCUGUCCCCGGACGAGGACACCAAGGGAGCACGGAUCAACCGGAUGGCGGGAUGUUCAAUUGGCCAUGGAUGCCAAAGGAUCCGAACCAGUCGAAAAAAAAAUUUCUUGUUGUGCAACCGACCAAGAAGUCUGACAACCAACAUCCUUUAACCCAGAUCUACGAUCGUGCGCCGAUCGCAGCGCCGGUCGGAGGGUGUUCGGUACUGUCUGAUGAAGAUAACACUCUCGGAACGACUUUUAUGCCGCCAUUUGAUAUAGAGUUGAUUAUAGAGGUUUCGGUUAUUUUACAGCUGUAGCUCUAGCUUGAGUUUGAUUGUCGAACAGAACAAGGUAAUUCUGAUACAUAGUUCAGCGUUCUUAGCGUUCAAAUGAACUACGUCUCGAUAUGCUGAGACAUGGAUGUGUUUGAUAUGAUUAAACAUUUUAUUUUCAUUUCCAUCUCUCCUCGUUCUCGACGCAUCAUUUUCCCCAUCUUCUAAUGCAACGACUCCUGGCAAAAGCACGAGGAACUGGAACCGAUCGCCUGUCACGCAGCACCAGAAGAGCAUGCCUUUCACACGCAAAAACAUUAGCCCAACACCGCGUUCUGCUCCUGCAGACAAAAUACGUAUGUCCUACGCAUCUCCUUCCGGUGGUGCAGCCAGCAACUUUCCCAUCCAAGAAGAUUGCAGUGGGACACGCCGCCGCAGUCCGUACACACCUGCAUCGGAUUGGGACGCGAACGACGCACGGGACAGGAGAAUCAUUUAUGUUGACUUUUGAAUCAUUUACUACCUCUGAUCAUUACCCUUCCUCUUCCCCUCCGUCCUCCCUUUCAUUUCUCCCUCUCCUCUCCAAAAAUUAGGAAUGUUCGGGUGUAUUAGAUUAGUGUUAGUUAUGGACCAAAUAAAGAUUAACUAUUCCACUAUCGUCUAGAACAACUGCAUUAUUUUAAUGACGCAGGAACGAGAUUGAAGAUUAAGAAAACGAUAACCUUAAGCAUGGAUUGGACUAAAGUAAAGGAUUCAGUCCUACAACUUUUUGCUACAUAUCCCGCUCCGAGCUUCGACGUAGUCCUCUUGCUAUGAAGUAGAGAUCAUGACCCAAAUAAAUCUUACUGCCGAGGGAGCCUCAUCAUGGUCAUUUCGUAGUCGUUCUUUAUUUUCUUUUUUCUAAUGCAAGGAAGAAAGAUGCAAUGAAGUGUACGACAUCGAUCUGGUACUGCCCCAUCAACGCGUAUGGGGGUUACUGAAGGCGAUUUUUGCUGUUUUAUGCUGCUUGUGCGGAAUGAUUUUCACGUGGUUGUCCCGUUUUGGCGUGAAGUCGAUCAUCAGCAAACUGUCAGACACUGAAAAAAAGCGCUUGCGCAAGUGCUACGAGAAAUCACGCACAUCGUCCUACAGCUGCAUGGGUAUCGACGAGUUUUGUGCCACAGACGAACAGAAACAAGAGAAGCAAAUCAUGGAGCAGAAUAUCUAAAAAAGAGAAGUAGGAGUAGCAAAUGUUGAUGAAAAUGCUGUUCAUCUUCUAGUACUGAUGAAAAUAGAAGUUGACCCUGCUCUUGACAAGAUGAACGGAAUAUUAUAAUCAAUAAAUGUUGGACCUGGACGAAGUAAGAAAUGUCUUAGCGGACGGUCUUACCUUCAAUCAAAGAAAAGAAGCAAGUUGUACCAUAGUAAAUACGAUGAGGUACUACAACUUCAACAUACAACAAUUUUUACACGCACAAAAAUUAAGUACGUACAACAACAUAAGUACAUAGAACACUGACGUAUGAUCUUGAUUAAGAUUCUUCAGUCACAACAUACAUGAGACGUACUACACACGCAUGACCAGCAGCAACACGGCAUCUAUCAGUACUAACACUAACCUGAUUAUAUAUAGUUAUAUGAAUCUAUCCCACCACGACCUCAAGCACAUAAUUCUACAUGAACCGAUGAUAAUAAUCGCAUCUCUUCCAAGAACUUCAACAUAGCUAUCGAACCUGAAUCUAAAAAGUUCAAAUUUGAUCUACUCAUCAAUUGUAGCGCAGGCUACGAAGAUAUUCACCCACACUCAUGAAAUUAUCCGUAAACUCCACACUAAUUUACAUUGUUACAUAGUUCUGAAAUCUGAGACUACAUUCCUUGACCAUCUACUUAUCGGAAACACCCUCAAAAAAUUAUAUCCUCAUUCAUAUCCUAUUUCAAAAAUUAUAUUAUCCCCCGGUAUAAUACCUGUGCUGGGUGACUGGGGCGCAAGUCGAGCUUACGCUCCAGUCCCUGACCACACCCCUCAUUAUAAUCGGCUGCGCUACCUUUUGCACCUCUCUACUUCUCUCCCUAGUUACUUCCUGUAGUAUCUCCCUUGCUCUUCCUCCACAGUUGUGUGCUCGUGUUGGUCAUUUUUCUAUCGGAGGGGUAGCUCUAAUCUUCAUGCUAAUCGCCGUCCAGUCCUUUCAUCAUUAUGUUUGAAUCAUACAAAAAGCAGACUAUGCGCUGCGAACGAACAAUGCCACCCUCUGAGUACGCGAAGUUACCGACGACCGAAUCUGGUGUCGUCCUGCUCGCCUCACAAGAGGUGCUAUUGAUGACGUAAAAACAUGGCAUUUAUUGCACAGAUAUUUAUAUAUACCUCAUGUUGGAUGAUGGACUCAUGACGAC